This is a messenger RNA of Protopterus annectens (West African lungfish), 3470 nucleotides long. RefSeq names its product calcium voltage-gated channel auxiliary subunit beta 2 (gene CACNB2). Gene Ontology annotation, molecular function: protein binding; high voltage-gated calcium channel activity. Gene Ontology annotation, biological process: chemical synaptic transmission; neuromuscular junction development; calcium ion transmembrane transport. NCBI's taxonomy places the organism in Eukaryota, Metazoa, Chordata, Ceratodontiformes, Protopteridae. Gene Ontology annotation, cellular component: voltage-gated calcium channel complex. The coding region runs from base 865 to 2727 and encodes 620 amino acids. The record is from RefSeq and is a predicted model, not a curated record. The transcript has 14 exons.
UCACUAAUGAUAGUUGUAAAAUUUAGCCUGGAUCUGCUCUGUAAUCUAGAUUGGCAUGAGGUAAACUCAAAGAGACAGAAGGGCAGAAAAAAAGGAGAGACAGAAAGCGAGAGACAGCACACAGUUUUAUGUGCAGGGAAGCUGAUUUUAGUUCUCUGCUGCUCUCCCUUCUGGGGUUUCCCUUUUUGUGCCUUCUGCUUAAGUGUCAUUGGUUGUCAGGUUACCUGGCUUUCACUGUGAGGUUACAUUAAUGACAGGUGCACUCUGAGUUUCAGAGUAGCAGUCAGGCUGUGAGCUUGCGUGGAUGAAAGCAACAGACAUCUAUCCACCUGUUUGUAUACAUUAUUAAUUGAAACUGAGAGCUUUUCAUCAUCAUCAUUUUUUUUCAUUUUCAAAUGAAGGAGAUCCUAAACCAUUGCUACCAGCAGUCAGUUUUCAAGGUCUUUUAUGCAAGUCUCGUUUAGUAUUUAUAUCUUAAUUCUCUCAUAAGCCUUUGCCUCAGAGCUUUUAUUAAAGCUUGGUGAGUAAUCGGGCUCUGCUUUUGCUGGGCAGAAGGCUGUUUUGAUGCUGUAAAUCUGUUUCUGGAUAUAAGGUCCUGUUUCUUUCUUGAAGAAAACUGAGCUACACAUUUCAGCGGAUUUAUGGGGGACACAGUUAGCUGAUAAAGACUCUCUAAGGGAGUUACAAGGAUGACUACUUUGUUAACAUUACUGUCAACCACUCUUGAGAACUAUGGCUGUGCUUACUGGAACCUUGUCUGACACCCAUUGUAUCUUUGCCAGCCUGGCUAAAGGGCUUUACAGGUUUGGGUGAUAAAAGUGAUUGCAGUGUACCCAACUCUUUGCUGCGAUGAUCUAAGUUUCCAUGCUGGUGGGAUUAUUCCUGAUAAUUACUACAUUGCAUGUUGCCAUGCUUAAAACGCCCAAGGGUAAAAAUGUCUCCUGGGGUUCGGCGGACUCCUACACCAGCCGUCCAUCUGACUCUGAUGUAUCUCUGGAGGAAGACAGGGAAGCUGUUCGCAGAGAGGCAGAAAGACAGGCCCAGGCCCAGUUGGAAAAAGCAAAGAGCAAACCUGUUGCAUUUGCUGUUCGAACAAACGUUAACUACAGUGCUGCACAAGAUGAUGAUGUCCCGGUUCCAGGCAUGGCCAUUUCAUUUGAAGCAAAAGAUUUUCUGCAUGUCAAAGAAAAAUAUAAUAAUGACUGGUGGAUAGGACGAUUAGUGAAAGAAGGUUGCGAAAUCGGAUUUAUUCCAAGCCCGGUGAAAUUAGAAAACAUGAGGCUCCAGCAUGAGCAAAGGGCAAAGCCAGGAAAAUUUUACUCUAGUAAAUCCGGAGGAAACUCGUCUUCCAGUUUAGGUGACAUGGUACCAAGUUCCAGACGAUCAACUCCGCCUUCAUCUGCGAUUGACAUAGAUGCCACUGGCUUAGAUGCAGAAGAAAGUGACAUCCCAGUCAACCAGCGCUCCCCUAAAACCAGUGUUAGCAAUGUAACAUCACCCCUCUCCAAAGAGAAAAGAAUGCCCUUCUUUAAGAAGACUGAACAUGUUCCUCCCUAUGAUGUAGUGCCUUCAAUGCGACCAGUGGUCUUAGUGGGGCCUUCUUUGAAAGGUUAUGAGGUGACAGACAUGAUGCAAAAAGCUCUGUUUGACUUUUUGAAACACAGAUUUGAAGGACGGAUAUCAAUUACACGGGUCACAGCUGACCUCUCACUUGCCAAACGCUCAGUAUUAAAUAACCCCAGCAAACAUGCAAUAAUAGAACGGUCCAACACAAGGUCCAGCUUAGAUGUUUUGGCAGAAAUUCAGAGUGAAAUUGAACGAAUUUUUGAACUAGCAAGAACACUACAGUUGGUGGUACUUGAUGCUGACACAAUAAACCACCCAGCUCAACUAAGUAAGACCUCAUUGGCCCCAAUCAUUGUCUAUGUAAAGAUUUCUUCUCCAAAGGUCCUACAGAGGUUAAUUAAAUCCAGAGGGAAAUCCCAGGCAAAGUAUCUGAAUGUACAGAUGGUAGCAGCUGAUAAAAUAGCACAAUGUCCUCCAGAAAUGUUUGAUGUGAUUCUGGAUGAGAACCAGCUCGAAGACGCAUGUGAGCACCUAGCAGACUAUCUUGAAGCCUACUGGAAAUCUACGCAUCCUCCAUGCAGCAAUCCUUCUAACCCUCUGCUCAGCCGUCCGAUUGCUGCAGCUGCUUUGUCUGCUAGCCCUGCCCCGGUUUCCAGGAUGCAGGGUUCUCAAGGAGAGCAGAAAAGUGAACGAAAGCCACCAGAAAGGACUGCAUCACAUGAAGAAGAGGAGCCUAGGCAUGAGCCCACAAGACGAUCACAUCAUCGUCCAUCAUCAUCUGCAGUACAUCAUCACAGUCACCAAGGUGCUGUGAGUCGUGGUCUCUCAAGGCAGGACACAUUUGACUCUGAAACACAGGACAGCAGGGAUUCUGCAUACAUAGAGCCAAAGGAAGACUAUCCAGAAGAACCAGAAGAGCAUUAUGAGUCCCACAGGGAUCAUAAUCAUAGGGACGAGUCACAUACCAGUAGUGACCACAGACAUCGGGAAUCACGACAUCGAUCUAAGGAACAGGACCGAGAACAAGACCACAAUGAGAGGAAUAAACAUCGUAGCCGUCACAAAUCCAGGGACCCAUACUGUGAAAAAGACGGUGAUGUAGUAUCCAAAAAACGCCAUGACACUGGAGAGUGGAACAGGGCUGUUUACAUCCGCCAAUAAAUUUGGCCUGGCAGCUCCUCUAGUUAUGUUCUCUCUUUUUUUUUUUUUUUUUUUUUUUUUUUUUGUUUGAAGCUGUCUUGUGUACAAAAUGUCCACUGUCAAAUCUUCAGGUCUACACUUCAAAAAUUGUAGUAUACGUCUGUAAGCUACUUUGUACUGCUAUUACUUGAACAAUGGCAUGUCAUAGCUAAAUAUACAUAUAUACUUAUUUUUUGGAUAAUUAUAUAUAUGUGUGUGUAUAUAUAUAUAUAUAUAUAUAUAUAUAUAUUUAUAUAUAUAAACAGAUAUAUAUGUAUGUAUGUCGCAGCAUGGUACAAUUACAGAUUUCCUGGUGUACUGUGCUUUGCAUUUGAGAUGUUUUUGGUAGCUGCCACUUGAUCAAUAUAUGUUGCCAUCAUGAUGAAUGUUAAUGUUUUAGUCGAGAGAUGGUUGAAAGGUGACUUGGUCUCCCGGAGUAUCCAGUAAGCCUGGAAAUGCACAGAUAAUUUAAUUCUUUAUUUUCCUCUGGUAUUUUUUGUAAGUUACUUAAUUCUGAAGUUGCUUAAAACUGAGGACCACUAUCUGUUACUUGUACUUCAGUAGAUGACGUCAGGGGCAGAAAACGGUCUUGCCUUACACACAAAGGGAUCAUUGAAAGUUAUUUUAGUAUUGAUACCCUCUGCUGUACAUACAGUUUGACACUGUUUAUAUUUGUUGUUUCUUCAGACACCUCUAAUGGAAUAACAUAGACUCUAUCAACAACA